UCUCUGGGCCGGCCCAGUCGCGGGGCGGAGCGGGGCGCGCUGCCUGCUGGGCCCGGUGCGGAACCAUGGAUAUCUCCCGCUUUAUGGCCGAUGAUUUCGAGGUGAAGAGUUGGGUAAACGCGGCCUUUAGAGCCGGGCAGCAGGACGCACCCGGGCAGGCGGACGCUCACGCCUCCACCCUGGUGAUGAAGCUGCAGGUGUUCAUCCAGGAGGUCAACAACGUGGUGGAAGAAGCCAGCCAGCAGGCCCUGCACAGCAUGCCCAGGGUGCUGAGAGAGGUGGAGGCCCUGCGGCAGGAGGCGGCCUUCCUGCGGGAGCAGAUGGUGCUGGUGAAGGAGGAUAUCAGGAGGUUCGAGGAGGACACGGCGCAGUCGAUGCAGGUCCUGGUAGAGAUUGACAAAGUGAAAUCUAGAAUGCAGUUGGCUGCUGAGUCCCUUCAGGAAGCAGACAAAUGGACUACAUUAAGUGCAGACAUCGAAGAGACCCUUAAGACACAGGAUGUGUCUGCAAUUUCAGCCAAGCUAACAAGUAUGCAGAGCAGCUUGGCUAUGCUUGUGGAUACACCGGAUUACUCUGAGAAGUGCGUGCAUCUUGAGGCUCUGAAGAACCGCCUGGAGGCCAUGGCCAGCCCACAGAUCGUGGCUGCUUUUAACUCUCAGUCUGUAGAUCAGGCAAAAAUGUUUGUGAAGGUCUUCACUGAAAUCGAUCGAAUGCCUCAGCUUCUUGCUUACUAUUAUAAGUGUCACAAAGUGCAGCUGGUGGCAGUAUGGCAGGAUCUUUGCCAGAGUGACUUAAGCUUGAAUCGCCAGCUGACUGAACUGUAUGACACACUCCUUGGGACCUGGCACUCGCAACUUCAGUGGGCAACACAGGUUUUCAAGAAACCCCACGAAAUUGUGACUGUGUUGCUGAUUCAAACUCUAGGAGCAUUGGUGCCAUCCAUCCCUGUCUGCCUCAGCACUGCCAUGGAGAGAACGGGUCAAGAAACCAAGCUGAGCAAGCUGCUGGAGCUCUAUGAUGCUACUGUCCACUUUGCAAAAGGGCUGGAAAUGGCCAUGCUGCCAAAUCUGAAGGAGCAGAACUUGGUGAAAGUGAUGGAACUGGUAGAAGCGGUGUAUCAUCCAUACAAGCCCUUUCAACUCAAGUACGGAGAUCUCGAAGAAGAAAAUCUGCUCAUUCAGAUCAGCGCAGUGCCCUUGGAACAUUGGGAAGUAAUUGACUGUGUCCAAGAACUGAAUCAUUCAGUCAGCAAACUCUUCAUUCUGGCUUCUGGAGCCAUCGACAACUGCAUUAAACUCACUGAUGGUCUGGGAGUGUGUGGGCUUCUCAAGGCCCUGAAAGCACUGUUUGCAAAGUAUACAUCUGAUUUUACAAAUACAUUGCAGUCGAUACGAAAGAAAUGUAAACUGGAUGAUAUUCCAUCAGACUCCCUUUUCCAGGAGGACUGGACUGCAUUCCAAAACUCUGUUCGAAUCAUUACUACUUGUGGUGAGCUCCUUCGUCAGUGUGGGGACUUUGAGCAGCAACUGGCCAACAGGAUUCUGUCAACUGCUGGGAAGUAUCUCUCGGACUCCUACAGCCCCUGUAGCUUUUCUGGCUUUCAGGAUACCAGUGCUACAGAAAAGAAGAGCAGUGUGAAGAAUCCUUGGCAAGAAUACAAUUACCUUUUGAAGGAGAAUCCAUCUGAGUACGCUAGCCUUAUGGAAACGCUGUACACCCUGAAGGAGAAAGGGACGAGUAACCACAACUUGCUGUCUUCAUCUCGAUCUGCGCUGAGCCGCCUCAACCAGCUGGCCCAUCACUUGGCUUUUGAUUCUGUGUUCCUUCGCAUCAAGCAACAGCUCUUACUUGUUUCAAAGAUGGAGAGUUGGACCACUGGUGGCGUUGGUGAGACCCUGACAGAGGACCUGCCAAACUUCAGCCUGACUCCUCUUGAGUAUAUCAGCAAUAUUGGGCAAUACAUUAUGUCGCUUCCUCUCCACCUUGAACCAUUUGUCACUCAGGAGGAUUCUGCUUUGGAACUGGCAUUACAUGCUGGAAAACUGCCUUAUCCCCCAGAACAAGGAGAUGAACUACCCGAGCUGGACAACAUGGCUGACUACUGGUUGGGCUCCAUCGCCAGGGCUACAAUGCAGACCUACUGCGAAGUCAUCCUGCAGAUACCAGAGCUCACAGUGCAUUCAACAAAGCAGCUUUCCACAGAUAUCGAUUAUCUAAUAAACGUGAUGGAUGCCCUUGGCCUUCAGCCAUCAAGAACACUGCAAAAUAUUGUAACUCUGUUGAAGGCAAAGCCAGAGGACUACAGGCAAGCUGCAAAAAGUGUGCCUCGCAGGAUGGCCAGCAGCAUUGCUGCAAUGAGAGGCCUGGAGUGUUAGCUGUAUUGCUCACACUGCUGGUCAUGGCUCAAGGGCUGAACUGGUUUUGCUUUUGGUUUUCUUUUUAAUUCCAUAUAAACUUUGCAAGGACUGUGAAAACGUUUCUGGAAAUGAGGAGGAUUCACUCCUGAAUAAUGUCUAAUUAAAAACCUUUGUCUAGGAAAAGCUUCUUCAAUUUUUCCAACUUUAAAAGCGUGGAAACGUCCUGCAACCAAAUGUACCGAAAACCACCUGGAUGGUAUUGAACAGACAAAACAGUGCUGGCUUCUAAGCAGGAAUGUUCUGCUGCUCGCUGGGAGAUCCGUGCUUCGUGCCAUUGAGAUGACUGGCUUUGUCAGGACAGUUUAAUCAAUUCUGAAUCUGAAAUUAUGGGGUAGGUGCAAAAGAGAUGAACUGAUUGGAAGCCCUCUUACCUGGGGGCGGUGGGCAUUGCUCAAGUCUGUCAUUAUUCACCAUGUGAAGAAGGCAGGCUCAUCAGUGAGCAGAACAGGCGCGAUUGAGCUCAAUUCUGAGAAUAAAACCAGUUUUGUAAGUUGUUUCUUUUGUGAUUGAUGUGCAAUAGUGAAAGCUGUGACAAGUGAAAGAAA
Coturnix japonica (Japanese quail) is the source of this 2962-nucleotide messenger RNA. It is a transcript of the gene COG7, whose product is annotated as component of oligomeric golgi complex 7. The record is from RefSeq and is a predicted model, not a curated record. NCBI's taxonomy places the organism in Eukaryota, Metazoa, Chordata, Aves, Galliformes, Phasianidae. Gene Ontology annotation, biological process: retrograde vesicle-mediated transport, Golgi to endoplasmic reticulum; Golgi organization; intracellular protein transport. Gene Ontology annotation, cellular component: COG complex.